Molecule: messenger RNA, 1123 nt
Organism: Sorex fumeus (smoky shrew)
Lineage: Eukaryota; Metazoa; Chordata; Mammalia; Eulipotyphla; Soricidae
Gene: UPRT
Product: uracil phosphoribosyltransferase homolog
Exons: 7
Coding region: 98-1018 (306 amino acids)
Source: RefSeq, a predicted model, not a curated record
AGGCGGGGGGGCCUUUUAGAGAGCGCACUUGAGCAUUGGCCCCUCUCUCCUUUAUCCUUAGGCGUUGGUAGCGCGGGUUAAACCCGGAACUCGGUGUAUGGCCACGGAGUUACGGUGUACAGACUCCAUGCCCUGUCACAACCAGCAAGUGAAAUCUGUUUCAACUCCAAGCCUCGAGCUGCCGCGACCUGGCGACCUAAUCCCGGACCAUGCUGGGGGAAACAGCGCCUCCGUAACCAAAUCGGCUCUCCUAACCGGGCACGCCCAUUCUAGCCUACCGGACAAGCGGGACCCUGAGGCCUGCAGUGGCAAGAAUCUCAACUCUGAGAGCAACGGCGGCAGUAGCAGUUAUGACGCACCAGUCAGAUACUCCCUCUUAGGUGACUGUGAACUCUCUCAGCAGAUCGGGACGCAGCUUAAACUGCUGCCUAUGAAUGAUCAGAUCCGGGAGCUGCAGACCAUCAUCCGGGACAAGACAGCCAGUAGAGGGGACUUCAUGUUUUCUGCGGAUCGUUUGAUCAGACUUGUUGUGGAAGAGGGAUUGAAUCAGUUACCAUAUAAAGAAUGCAUGGUGACCACUCCAACAGGGUACAAGUAUGAAGGAGUGAAAUUUGAAAAGGGAAAUUGUGGGGUCAGCAUAAUGAGAAGCGGUGAGGCAAUGGAACAAGGUUUACGAGAUUGCUGUCGAUCCAUACGAAUUGGAAAAAUCCUGAUUCAGAGUGAUGAGGAGACACAGAGAGCCAAAGUGUAUUAUGCCAAGUUUCCCCCAGAUAUUUACAGGAGAAAAGUCCUUCUGAUGUAUCCAAUUCUUAGCACUGGAAAUACUGUAAUUGAAGCUGUAAAGGUUCUUAUAGAGCACGGAGUUCAACCCAGUGUUAUUAUUCUACUCAGUCUAUUCUCCACUCCUCACGGUGCCAAAUCAAUCAUUCAGGAGUUUCCAGAGAUCACAAUUUUGACUACUGAAGUACAUCCUGUUGCACCCACACAUUUUGGACAGAAAUACUUUGGAACAGACUAAGUUAAUAAAGGGAAUGAUUUUGUGUAAUAUUACAGUUAUGUUUUGAAUAUCUACCUGUUUUGUGAAUUUCCUUGAGGAAUGGCAGAUAAAAUUAUGUUAAAGAUG